Messenger RNA from Dibothriocephalus latus, 321 nucleotides. The record is from the annotation of a GenBank genome assembly. NCBI's taxonomy places the organism in Eukaryota, Metazoa, Platyhelminthes, Cestoda, Diphyllobothriidea, Diphyllobothriidae.
AUGCUGAUUGUGCUGCGGCUUAUUACUUACUCUGCCUUUUCUCUCUCCCAGCUUCAUGACAAGGCUACAAUGCAUUCCGAACGCGUGCGCCUACUGGGCUGUCUCGGUGCCUCCACCCGUCCCGAACUGAUUGAGCGCCUCUUCCAACUCACCUUCACUGACUUUGUGCGCAAACAGGACCGCUAUCGUGCUCUUCUGGGCGUCACUGGUUCGGCUGCCGGCAGACGUGCACUUUGGCGACUUGUCAAGACACGAAUUGGAACCCUGCCUGAGGAACUAGCCACCCUCAGUAUGCUCUCUUGCGUCCUAGAAGUAAGUUAA